GCUCAUGAUCCCCAUCUCUCGCUGCUACUCGCCUGUUGACAGGUGGUCACUCAUUUUCAUAGCCUAAUUUUUUCAAUCGUCAAGGGUUCUUCCAGCCACAUAAUACAUUGUAUUCAUCAUGUGUUCGCAGAAUUUUGUAAGUUACCUGAGCACAGCGGUCAUGGUCUACAAUCUGGUGGUUAACUAUUCACAACUGUCUCGUCGACCAAAUAGAACGUGCGUCUCUGUUAUUAAUCAAAUAUCAAUUUGCUACCUCAUGAUUCUGACAUUCCUUUCCCGCAGGAGGCAGGUACUUUUACUAUGUGGAGUUGUUUCUGAUACCCAUACUUUCAACCUUUGGCUAGACCGAAGUCGGGCGAAAUGACAUCAUCCGCACCCUUCAACCUUUGGUAGGUCGUUUUUCCUCCAUAUUGAUUCUCAGCAUUGU
Molecule: messenger RNA, 427 nt
Organism: Suillus fuscotomentosus
Lineage: Eukaryota; Fungi; Basidiomycota; Agaricomycetes; Boletales; Suillaceae
Exons: 4
Coding region: 119-364 (81 amino acids)
Source: RefSeq, a predicted model, not a curated record